UAUGGCAGUUAACGCAACAUGUAUGUGUUCACCUUUCAUAAAACUAACCAAAUGUGUUAUUUCGGUUGUAUUUAAUAAAAAUUUUCAUACAAACAAUGUCAUUACGUUUAGUUAAACGAUGUUCGGUGCAAACGAGUAUGUUUCUUGUUCUAAUUUUGCAAAAUGUUGAGUUUUGUCGGAGUCUGAAUGUUCACGUUUCGUCGAUGGUAGAGGGGGAAGGAUUCCAUAGGUACUUAAUAUAUCAAAUAGAUUUUGAUAAUUUUAUAGAUGGGUGUAACAUUGCCCUGCAUUUGAAUCUACCAUCUUCCUUGUAUACUAAUAUCAAUGAAUUGAACGAUUUAAAAAGACUAGGUGUUACCACAGCAUGUUCUGUGGGAGAAACGGACACAGAAUUAUUCAUGGAAAAAGCAAAAUCUCAAAAUGUUACUAUAUGUUCGCCUUUAAUUGGUGUAAAAUCUGUAUUAAAGCUUCCUGUACAUCAGCGUUACCAGUAUCCUAAUGAAAAUAAUAUGUACACGACUGUAACUCUACCGAAACCAAAUUUACUUUUGGGUUGUAAGGAAAGGAUUAGGGAAUUCAGAGUUUCAAAGAUAGAUUUGUGUUCUCCGUGCAUAGAAGUUGUUCCUAAAUGGAGAGAGAUUCCAUAUGUUUGGGAUACAGAAGAUGUUGCAUGGAAAAUACCAGUUGGUAAUUUGAGUAUGUUAACUACAGUAACUUACAUUACGUUACUAUUAACUAUUUUAUGUACUAUGUUUCUUAUACGAACAAUUUGGAAAUCCGUACUAUGUACACAUAAAAAAACAGAAUAAUAC
Messenger RNA from Colletes gigas, 812 nucleotides. RefSeq names its product phosphatidylinositol-glycan biosynthesis class X protein (gene PIG-X). The transcript is spliced from 4 exons. The record is from RefSeq and is a predicted model, not a curated record. NCBI's taxonomy places the organism in Eukaryota, Metazoa, Arthropoda, Insecta, Hymenoptera, Colletidae. Gene Ontology annotation, biological process: GPI anchor biosynthetic process. Bases 96 to 809 code for a protein of 237 amino acids. Gene Ontology annotation, cellular component: endoplasmic reticulum membrane.